Messenger RNA from Coregonus sp. 'balchen', 7591 nucleotides. The record is from the annotation of a GenBank genome assembly. NCBI's taxonomy places the organism in Eukaryota, Metazoa, Chordata, Actinopteri, Salmoniformes, Salmonidae.
AUGUUCCGAAGGAUACUCCAACGCGUUGACUUUUGGUUGAUUUGGGUAACAGUUGUACUAUUUGGAGCUUCAGGUGCAGGAACGCACAGUUGCCAUGAGGUUAAAACAGCUUUCCAAUUGCGCCAGAUCGGCUCGUUGAAAUGGGUCCCCGAGGCACCUGGAACAGGUUAGUGCGCACUUGAUCUAGCAGGUCCUAACACAAUCUCUCUGCAGAGUGUCCAGGAGCCAGAUUCCCGCCGCUUGUGCACCUGUUUCUUUUCCAUAAGGUAUUGAUCAAUCAAAAUCAUAGAAAUGUACAAAUUGUUUACAUUAUUGUUAAGUGUAAUUUAGCCUGUUUAUUUUAGAUUAAAAAGGAAGUUCCUACUCAUGUAAAAGCUUACAUAUGGUUCCCUGUGCUGUGAAUGGGACAAAUACACAUAGUGAACAAUGAUGUAUAGGCUAUCUUCAUUGGUAGUGACAGCAGUAAUGUGCUCUUAGGAUUGUUCACAUUGUCAAAACUCGCACAAAUACAUUGCAAGCUUACUCAAGUUUUCUGUCUGAUACUGAAAUUAAAUUUCCUUUCCACGUUAGUGCAUGUCAUCCACCUGAUUGAAAUCUAUUUUUCGGCUUCAUCAGACAGAGAUAUGCCAAUGAACAUUUUAUAGAUUAGGUGAUGGAUGGCAAAAUGAGCAAAAACUGUGACAUAGGCUACACUAAAGAAAGAUUCAAGCAAAACUGCCUAGCAAGUAGGCCUAAUAGUUAAUGCUUUAUCUUUGUGUAUAGACCAUGAUUCCAAGAACUGGAGUGAGUCCCAAGGGAGGCCAUCACUUAUUUUUGUGCUUUUCAAAUACUGAACUUAUUAUAUGGAUGCACUGGCCAUAACAGUCAUAAUCAAUAACAUUGCAGUUACAUCAGCUCAUAAUUUGGCAAACACCAAAAAAGCAUUCACACAAUUUCAACCAAUGUUCAAUGAUUUUUUAUAAAGGGUGUAUAAACUAAACACUAACUGAACAGAUUACAAACAACUUAUAAGUUAGAAGCCCGUUCAUAAAUAUGUUUAAGUAUACCUUAACAUGAAGUGUGACCAAAAACCAUUUUGCAAUUUAGUUUGGAGAUAGUCUCAUAAUCAAAUAUCACAUUAAAACCAAAUAAAUCAUUUUUACUACACAGAUGCACACAAAUAUUCUCUCUCUCCUCAUCUGUAUUGGUCAGGUCAAGUGACCUGAGCCCCAGGGGCCACAAUAACUGAGCUGCGCGUUGUGUAUGAUCAUCUACAGUACAUAUACAGGUCAUUAGGUUUAAUGGACUGCUUGUCCUGCUCGAACAUCAUGGCUAUGCUUUAUACUUCGCCUUUUAUGGGGUACAAAAUUGUUGUCUCAAUGGCACACGUAAAUAAAAUAAAAACAAGAAAAUUGUGCCCUCUGGUUUGCUUAAUAUAAGGAAUUUGAAAUAAUUUAUACUUUUACUUUUGAUACUUAAGUAUAUUUUAGCAAUUAUAUUUACUUUUGAUACUUAAGUAUAUUUAAAACCAAAUACUUUUAGACUUUUCCUUUUAGUAUUUUACUGGGUGACUUUCACUUUUACUUGAGUCCUUUUCUGUUAAGUUAUCUUUACUUUUACUCAAGUAUGACAAUUGGGUACUUUUCUACCACUGAUAGAAAGUCUACACCUCCUUCAACUUUUUACAUUUUUUGUUGCGUUACAAAGUGGGAUUGAAAUAGAUUUAAUUGUAAUGUUUUGUCAUUGAUCUACACAAAAUAUUCCAUAAUGUCAAAGUGAAAAGAAAAUUCUACACAUUUUUACAAAGUCAUAAAAAUUGAAUAACAAAAAUAUAGUCGUUGCACAAGUAUUCACCCCCUUUGUUUAGGCAUGCCUAAAUGAGUUCAGAAGUCAAAUUUGGCUUAACAAAUCACAUAAUAAGUUAUAUGGAUGUGUGAAAUAAUAGCGGUUUACAUUAUUUUUUAAUGACUACCCCUUCCUCUGUCCCCCAUACAUACAACAUCUGUAAGGUCCCUCAGUCAAGUAUUGAAUUUCAAGCACAGAUUCAACUACAAAAACCAGGGAGCUUUUCGAAAGCCUCAUAAAGAAGGGCAGUGAUUGGUAGAUGGGUAACAAUAACAAAUCAGACAUUGAAUAUAUCUUUAAGCAUGGUCAAGUUAAUAAUUAUAUUGUGGAUGAUGUAUUAAACCACUCAGACACAAAAAAGAUGCAGUCGUCCUUCUGAACUGAGCUGGAGGACAGGAAGGAAACUACUUAGGGAUGUCAUCAUGAGGCCAUUGGUGAUUUUAAAACAGCUACAUAGUUCAAUGGCCUAAAUGAGAAAGUGAAAAGAAGAAUACAAACAUACAGAAUAAGUGCAAGGCACUAAAGUAAUACUGCAAAAAAAAACAAGGCAAAGGAAUACACUUUUUGGUCUAAAUGCAAAGCCUUAUGUUUGGGGCAAAUCCAACACAACAUAUCACUGAGUAACUGCCUCCUUAUUUUCAAGCAUAGGGAGUUUUUCAGGAUGAAAAGAAACGGGAUGGUGCUAAGCACAGGCAAAAUCCUAGAGGAAAACCUGCUUCAGUCUGCUUUACACCAGAGACUGGAUAGGAAUUCACCUUUCAGCAGGACAAUAACCUACAACACAAAGCCAAAUCUACACUGGAGUUGCUUACCAAGAAGAGUGUUCCUGAGUGGCCAAGUUACAGUUUUGACUUAAAUAUGCUUGAAGAUCUAUGGCAAGACCUGAAAAUGGUUGUCUAGCCAUGACCUCCAACAAUUUAGCAGAGGUUGAAGAAUUUUGAAAAUAAUAAUAAGCUAAUAUCGCACAACACAGAUGUGCAAAGCUCUUAUAAGACUUACCCAAGAAGACUCACAGCUGUAAUCGCUACCAAAGAUGUUUCUAGCAUGUAUUGACUCAGGAGGGUGAAUACUUAUCUAAUCAAGGUAUAUUUGUGUUUUAUUUUUCAUAAAUUUUUCUUCUACUUACAUAGUAUUUUGUCUAGAUCAUUGACAUACAAUGAACACAAUAAAAUGCAAAGAAAUCCUAGGGGGGUUGUAGACUUUAUAUACAGUGGGGAAAAAAGUAUUUAGUCAGCCACCAAUUGUGCAUGUUCUCCCACUUAAAAAGAUGAGAGAGGUCUGUAAUUUUCAUCAUAGGUACACGUCAACUAUGACAGACAAAUUGAGAAGAAAAAAAAUCCAGAAAAUCACAUUGUAGGAUUUUUAAUGAAUUUAUUUGCAAAUUAUGGUGGAAAAUAAGUAUUUGGUCACCUACAAACAAGCAAGAUUUCUGGCUCUCACAGACCUGUAACUUCUUCUUUAAGAGGCUCCUCUGUCCUCCACUCGUUACCUGUAUUAAUGGCACCUGUUUGAACUUGUUAUCAGUAUAAAAGACACCUGUCCACAACCUCAAACAGUCACACUCCAAACUCCACUAUGGCCAAGACCAAAGAGCUGUCAAAGGACACCAGAAACAAAAUUGUAGACCUGCACCAGGCUGGGAAGACUGAAUCUGCAAUAGAUAAGCAGCUUGGUUUGAAGAAAUCAACUGUGGGAGCAAUUAUUAGGAAAUGGAAGACAUACAAGACCACUGAUAAUCUCCCUCGAUCUGGGGCUCCACGCAAGAUCUCACCCCGUGGGGUCAAAAUGAUCACAAGAACGGUGAGCAAAAAUCCCAGAACCACACGGGGGGACCUAGUGAAUGACCUGCAGAGAGCUGGGACCAAAGUAACAAAGCCUACCCUCAGUAACACACUACGCCGCCAGGGACUCAAAUCCUGCAGUGCCAGACGUGUCCCCCUGCUUAAGCCAGUACAUGUCCAGGCCCGUCUGAAGUUUGCUAGAGUGCAUUUGGAUGAUCCAGAAGAGGAUUGGGAGAAUGUCAUAUGGUCAGAUGAAUCCAAAAUAGAACUUUUUGGUAAAAACUCAACUCGUCGUGUUUGGAGGACAAAGAAUGCUGAGUUGCAUCCAAAGAACACCAUACCUACUGUGAAGCAUGGGGGUGGAAACAUCAUGCUUUGGGGUUGUUUUUCUGCAAAGGGACCAGGACGACUGAUCCGUGUAAAGGAAAGAAUGAAUGGGGCCAUGUAUCGUGAGAUUUUGAGUGAAAACCUCCUUCCAUCAGCAAGGGCAAUGAAGAUGAAACGUGGCUGGGUCUUUCAGCAUGACAAUGAUCCCAAACACACCACCCGGGCAACGAAGGAGUGGCUUCGUAAGAAGCAUUUCAAGGUCCUGGAGUGGCCUAGCCAGUCUCCAGAUCUCAACCCCAUAGAAAAUCUUUGGAGGGAGUUGAAAGUCUGUAUUGCCCAGCGACAGCCCCAAAACGUCACUGCUCUAGAGGAGAUCUGCAUGGAGGAAUGGGCCAAAAUACCAGCAACAGUGUGUGAAAACCUUGUGAAGACUUACAGAAAACGUUUGACCUGUGUCAUUGCCAACAAAGGGUAUAUAACAAAGUAUUGAGAAACUUUUGUUAUUGACCAAAUACUUAUUUUCCACCAUAAUUUGCAAAUAAAUUCAUAGAAAAUCCUACAAUGUGAUUUUCUGGAUAUUUUUUUCUCAUUUUGUCUGUCAUAGUUGACGUGUACCUAUGAUGAAAAUUACAGGCCUCUCUCAUCUUUUUAAGUGGGAGAACUUGCACAAUUGGUGGCUGACUAAAUACUUUUUUCCCCCACUGUAUGCACUGUAUAUUCAUGUGUGGUAUUGUAUGAUCACUGUGAAUUUUGGAAAGUACCCCAGUGUUUUAACUGAUUUAUUUCAGUCUUCAUAAGCCCCCUGUUCCUUUGUCCCUCUGCAGUGUCCAUCACUUGUGCUGUGGUAUUUUAAUGUACAGUGCAUGCAUAACAACUUGUCCUUGGGGGAAAGUGUCACAGACACUGAAUCCAGCCACAGCAAUGCAUUCUGGGACAAAGGAGGGCUGACCCCAACAGCUGAGGAGACACUGGGCUUUGUCUGUUAGCACCCAGAGCCCCUUUCCUUUCACUGCUGUCUGCCCUCUGCCUUUUGAAAGGUCACACACAUUGUUUGCAUAAGUUGGGUAGAAAGUUUAGCAGGUAGAGGAAGCACAGAAAAUAGAAUGAGAUGGUCGUAUUCAUUUAGAGGUUGAUCACAUUGAGGGGUGGAUGGGUGGGUGGGUUGUGGAAGAUGUUACUCACCACUGUGCUGCUGAUGCACAGUAGUGUAGGGCAUGUUGUGGUGGUGGUGGGGAUUGGGAAGGGGCCUGCUUUUCCUCGUCUCGUGAUCCCAAUCAGCUGUUCUUCAGCUUGGCUUACAGUAGCUUGUCAAUGUCAGAUUCCUCACACAGGAGAGGAGUACGGUAAUCAUGAGUCCUCACGCUUUCACUGCCUCUCAACCCCCUCUCAGGAGCUUGUUGUGAAUGUGUAUGACUGUGUCCAGUCCUCCUCAUCGCUCAGCUCACCUCCAUUUCUGUCCUCAUAAGUGGGAUUGAAAGAUAUGUGAGAUGUACUGUUUUAUGUUUAAGACUUACUUUUAAGUAAUAUGAACAUGCAGUGGUUGUAUUGGGGGCUUCAGAGCCUGAGAAAAGCCAUACUUGCGAGGGCCAGACAGACAUUGCUAUUUCACACAACUGUGAUAACAUUUUGAUACUUGAACAACGGAACAUCCAGUGCACGUAAGUCUAUGUCACCUGUCAUCAGUCACAUGAUUGAUUUGUUCACACAAUGCUGUCAUGAUUGACAUGUCCAAUGAUUUAGGCCUGGUUGAGUUUGUAAGCAAGUUAACUCUGGUGAGUUCAAACUCAGCUGCAUCGCUCCGUUUCUCUCUGCAUCUUCCUCUCUCUGCACCCUUGGAGCUCUUGUAUCUGGACUUUAAUUCAGCAAGGUCCGGCCAGAUAGCCAGUCUAUUUCUGAAGCUCUUUCUCUCUCUCUCGUUCCUGGCUCCACUUUCACAUGCUGGUGUAUUAGUUUCAUAUGGGAGAUAAAGCUGAUGGUGAGCCAGCUCGGGGGAGAUGGAAGGGAGUGGGGAGGUGAACGAGGACAUUGGCUAGAGGGGCUAAGGGGUGCCAGGGUCACCCUGGACCUCAUCCAAAUGAGAUUGUAUUAGGGGAAUCUUUGCUAACUCAAAGGGAACUUGAAUACAGUGGGUAUACAGUAUACACUGAGUGUACAAAACAUUAGGAACACCUUCCUAACAUUGAGUUGCACCCCCUUUUGCCCUCAAAGAGCCUCAAUUCGUCGGGGCAUGGACUCUACAAGGUGUCGAAAGCGUUCCACAGGGAUGCUGGCCCAUGUUGACUCCAAUGCUUCCAACAGUUGUGUCAAGUUGGUUGGGUGUCCUUUGGGUGAUGGACCAUUCUUAAUACACACGGGAAACUGUUGAGCGUGAAAAACCCAGCAGCGUUGAAAUUUGUGACAAACUCAAACUGGUGCGCCUGGCACCUACUAUCUACCAUACCCCAUUCAAAGGCACUUAAAACUUUUGUCUUGCCCAUUCCCCCUCUGAAUGGCACACAUAAACAAUCCAUGUCUCAAUUGUCUCUAGGGUUAAAAAUCCUUCUUUAAUCUUUCUCCUCCCCUUCAUCUAAACUGAUUUAAGCGGAUUUAACAAGUGACAUCAAUAAGGGAUCAUAGCUUUCACAUGGAUUCAACUGGUUAGUCUAUGUCAUGGAAAGAGUAGGUGUUCCUAAUGUUUUGUAUACUCAUUGUAGAUGCCCAUGAGAAAUACAGUAAGUGUAGAGAAAUAAUAACCAUUUAUUCACUAUUUAUUUAUUCAACUAUUUGAGUAAGUAUUAUUAAUCACAUUUGGUCAAAGCUUCUACCACACUUGAACUAUGUAUUUCACAUUCACACCUCAGUUGAGGUGUGUGUCAUGUCAAAGAUUGCCUAUUAUAAUGACAAGAUAGUCAAGUGACCACUCUAACAAUGGAAAUACAUUUCCUCAUAGAUGAGAGGCAGGCGGGAGGAGACGAGAUCAGGUGAGACCAUUCUAGCCAAUGAGAGGGCAGAUAUGCGUGUGACCAACAGGCCAUAGAGAUAGAAAGAGGACUCAUCUUUGUAGCUGUGCCAUUAUAGUGUCUGUGACAGCAUGGGCAGCACAAUUGAGGUUAUCUCCAUUUUAAAGUAGUCGAUUUUCUUCUUCUUCAUUGGCUGAUUGCUCCCAACUCAUAGGAAUCCCCACCCAGUUAACUACUUUAAAAUGGUGAAAGACCUUCAUUGCAAUGUCCAUGCUAUCUCUAUGACAACAGACACAACUCCGAUAUAAACUAUUAUUUUUUUCAAAGUUGCCGAAAUGCCACGUGAAUUCGUAACAACCUAACCAAUACGAAACUUCUAUAGCAAUUACAUUUUUUGUUGAACAAAUUUGACACUUUCUCAUAGACCUCUAUACAGAAAUUCCUCACUACAUGGGCUUGUUUUUAUGGACAGAUGUUGGGCGGAGUAAAGACGCUUCGCCUCUUCCUCUCUAGUCAUGCUCAGGUUUGUUGUUGUAAUAUGUUUCCUCUUCUUUCCCAGAUGGUGAGCUGCAGAUCUGCAAGCACCCAGGCCCGUCAUGUUGCACACGCAAGAUGGAGGAGAGUUACCAGGCAGCAGUGCGCAGAGAGACACUCCAGAACAUCCGUUCCUACAGCUUUGAGCUCAAGUACCUAAUUGUGGGCCAUUCCUCUGCCUUCCAG